This is a messenger RNA of Callorhinchus milii (elephant shark), 5238 nucleotides long. RefSeq names its product sodium- and chloride-dependent GABA transporter 2. Lineage: Eukaryota; Metazoa; Chordata; Chondrichthyes; Chimaeriformes; Callorhinchidae. Gene Ontology annotation, biological process: sodium ion transmembrane transport. Bases 545 to 2386 code for a protein of 613 amino acids. The record is from RefSeq and is a predicted model, not a curated record. Gene Ontology annotation, cellular component: membrane. The transcript has 15 exons.
GGGAGGGGGGGCUCCUGCUCGAGGGGAAGCGGUUGGUGACGCUCGUGGCGCCGCGGAGGCGGGAAGUGACUCGCGCCUCGUUUGCAUUUUCCAGGAAGAGAAAAAAAAAUCGAUUGGAUAAGUGCGUUCGGGCGACGGGAACCAGAGGUUUAUAAACUCGGUUAAUUGUAUCCCCCCCAACGGCUAAGAGUUUAUAUUCUGUGUGUGGGGAGAAGGGGAAUCAGGUAAGAGUUAAAGGGGGAGUUAAAACAGUUACCGGAGGAAGAAGGUCGCGUCAGGCAGGAAGGAGAGAGAGAGACGAGUUCAAGUCGUGUUAUUGGGGAAGAAAGAAGAGAAAGAAAACCGUUGUUUGCUGAAUUAAAAACCUCCACCGGAGAACAAAAGGACCUAUUCAACGAGGGAGAAAAGUUUUUCCUGAACUUGUAGAAAACACUGUUGAGAAAUUUGCAGUUUCGCAACUCCUGGGGAUUGGCGUAAUCCUAUUUGCUGUUAAUAUUGCCUCAAGCAAUUCUCAACUCCCAGCACGACAAUCUCAUUUCGUGAAAUGGACAGCAAGACACCUGAAGUCAAGCGAGGCGGGACUGACUCUAAACAGGAUUACCUUUGCCAAAAAGCCGAAGUACUAGAGAGAGAACAAUGGCAAAACAAAAUGGAAUAUGCUCUUUCUGUUGCUGGAGAAAUUAUUGGGCUGGGCAAUGUUUGGCGAUUCCCUUACCUUUGUUACAAGAAUGGAGGAGGUGCCUUCUUGAUUCCUUAUGUUAUAUUCCUUAUCAUCUGUGGAAUCCCAAUGUUUUUUUUGGAAACUUCCCUUGGACAAUAUACAAGAGAGGGUGGAAUCACAUCCUGGAGAAAGAUCUGCCCCCUCUUUGAGGGUAUUGGAUAUGGCUCACAAGUAAUAGUUUUGUACCAGAUUGUGUAUUACAUCCUCAUUCUAGCCUGGGCCUUCUUCUACCUCUUCAGUUGUUUUUCUGCUGAGCUGCCAUGGGCCAACUGCAAACACGAGUGGAACUCAGAUACCUGUGUGGCAUUCACAAAGAACUCUUCAGUCAGCAACUUGACAAGUGCAAUAAAUAUCACCUCACCGGUUGUUGAGUUUUGGGAGAAACGCGUCUUGAACUUAUCAGAUGGGAUUGAACAUUUAGGAACCAUCAAGUGGGAGCUGGCCCUUUGUCUCCUUCUGUCCUGGACUGUCUGCUAUUUCUGCAUCUGGAAGGGAGUAAAGGGGACUGGCAAGGUUGUCUAUUUUACUGCUACCUUCCCGUACGUGAUGUUGACCAUCCUUCUGAUCAGAGGCUUGACACUCCCUGGUGCUGUUGAGGGAAUCAAAUAUUACCUUUACCCUGAUAUGUCCAAGCUAGCUGAUCCUCAGGUGUGGAUGGAAGCUGGAACCCAGAUCUUCUUUUCUUAUGCUCUCUGUAUUGGAUGCCUCACAGCCCUGGGAAGCUACAACAAUUUCAAUAACAAUACUUACAGAGAUUGCUUCUUAAUGAGUGCUUUGAACAGUGGUACAAGCUUCCUGUCUGGAUUUGCCAUCUUUUCUGUGCUGGGCUUCAUGGCAUAUGAAGAGAAAGUACACAUCUCUGAAGUAGCAGAGGCAGGACCUGGUCUGGCGUUCAUCAUAUAUCCCAGAGCAGUGAACAUGAUGCCUUACCCCCAGCUCUGGGCCUGUUUAUUCUUCUUAAUGAUCAUCCUUAUGGGUCUGGACAGUCAGUUUGUAUCUAUGGAGAGUCUGGCAACAUCAAUCACCGACAUGUUUCCUAAGACUUUAAGAAAGAAGUAUUGCCGGGAGCUCCUUAUUCUGGCCAUUGCAAUCUUGUGUUUCUUUGCUGGUCUGAUCAUGACGACUGAGGGUGGAUUGUACAUCUUUCAGCUGUUUGACUACUAUGCAGUCAGUGGAACAUGUAUGUUGUUCCUGGCAACUUUUGAAGCUUUGGUCAUUGCUUGGAUUUAUGGUGCUGAUCGAUUCUAUGACAAUAUUGAAGACAUGAUCGGGUACAGGCCCCCAGCCUUCAUGAAGUGGUGUUGGAGUUAUUUCACUCCAGGCGUUUGCAUUGCUACUUUUAUUUUUUCAUUGGUUAAAUACACACCUGUGAAAUACAAUAAUACGUAUGUAUAUCCGAUGGGGGCGCAUGUGUUUGGCUGGUUCUUGGCACUUUCCUCCAUGCUGUGCGUUCCACUCUGGGUUGUGUACAAGAUCAGCACAACUAAAGGCUCUUUAAAACAACGAAUACGCCACCUCAUCCUCCCUGCUGAUGACCUGGUCCAGUUUAAGAACUCCAAGAAAGAUCCACUUAUGUACUGUGCGCCACAGCUAGAUUUCAACAUUCCUUCAGCAGACAAUAAGGACAGACAAUGGUGUGCAACAGAAAAGGAAAGUUUUAUGUAAGAAUUGGAGAAAAGAGAAAACUGUUUCAUUCUGAAACACAGGAAGUGGUGUCCAUGACCUGGUGAACUUGGCUUACAGAAGCUUAUGUACUGCAGUGUUGCAGUCUGUCCAGAAUGUGUGCUCAGUAAUACAAUGCACCAAAUGUUUGCAUUCAGUUUCAUCAAAAACUUGUAAAAUCUUAAGCUUGUAUUGGCAUCUCCUGCUUUCAGUGAUUAUGUCCUUGGCCGUUGCUUCUGAACUGAUAGCUCAGCCAAAUUCUUCUCUGUAAUUGAGGUAUUCUGGCUGGAGGUGCAAAAUUACUUUGCGUACUUCUAAUGGUCCUUCUGAAAACCAAAUUGUGACCGUGCAGACGUGUCAUGAUGGCAAAAGGACAGUAAAGGAAGUGGAGCUUUUAUGAAGGAGAUAAAAUAUUUUCUGAUGAAAUAGAGAGGAACGCAUUCGGCCAGUGUCGACAGCUUGUCAUGUGUAAUUUUUUAGAGUGACUCAGUGGCUGAAAGAAAGUUUUAAUUGUUUCAUCUAAAUUUUGACUUACUGUUUGAAUUUUGGAUGUUGGCCUUCGUUGCCAAUGAGAUAAAACCACAUAUAAUCAGGCUUAUAGAUUCCUUUUCAGACUCCAUUACUAAUUUUCUUGGGGAACAUCACUGUCUCCAUUAUCAAUUAGACUUUAAAUAACAUCAGCACAACAAGCAGAAUUGAGGCAAAUGGCAGCCCAUUAAACAAGAGGGUACAUGCUUGAAGGUGUAACCUAACAUCCUUGUAUUUCAUCUUCUGCUCUCAUCUGCACAGCUUCUAACUUGAGCAUUUUUUAAAAUUGCAUCACUUCACAUUCACAUAACAUCGCUGUACUCCAAGGAUGUAGAGUGCAACUGAGGACCCCUUAUUGGAUUCCACUACAGUGAUACGUAUCCUCUCAGUUUAGUUGAAAGUUUAGUUUAAACUGGUGAUCAUUCAUUUGAAGUGAGACUGCUUCUUUAAAUCACUCAAUUGUUUUGAUAAAUAGCGUUGAAGGACAACUGAAGGAGUCAUUGCUGGAGGAAAAGAUUAAAAAGUAAUCUAUUUAGAAAUUCACUAAUGUGAACACUCUGAUAAUUAAACAAGGCCAUGGGGUGUUUGACCCCUCCUGAAUGUGGACCCAGAGUUGGACAUGAGAUUCAAAAAUAUUCAAUCCAGGAGCAUGGGAACAAACCACGGCAUUUUCUGCCACCGGCUGUGUGCAAAGAGAAGAGCUUUGAAACAAUUCCGGAAGUACAUUUUGAAUGCUCAGACCAUAAUACAGCCUUUGUAUACUUUUUACUUUGGUUUACUUUGUAUAAAUUGGGGCAGAUUGUCCACUGAUUAGAAACGUUUCUGAAACUGGUAGAAUAUGAAAACUGCAGCCGAGAACAUGGCUAAGGGAAUACAUUGUCAAUGCAAAUCAAAUUCCAAUUCUUUACAACUUUAAUUAAGACUAUUUGUACACAAUGUAGUGAUAAGACACAAAUUGAGCUCAUUAAGAGAUUAUUAUUUGGAUGAUGUUUCAAAUUUGGAAAUUUCCAUUGUUCGUGUUGACCAAAUGCAUCGUUUAUAUCCUGGCUUUUGUAUCGAAGGUGCAUCUUAGCAGAAUCUCUGAGAUGGACGUAUAGUCCUAUUGGAGGUUUUUGGAGUUGUAUGAUUGGAUUGCCAUUGACGUUGAUAGCAGUGUCAGAUAGGUGACAUGUUGGAGGAAGGGCAGAUGCCACAUUUGAACUAGAGGAUGUGCAGAUAUCUUUGACUUACAAGACUUGAUAAUGUGAGAGAGGAUCGACAGGUUGCACGGUGAGAGCAUCCUUCUACGACAAGUCAAAGAAGCAGUGCUUGAGGAGGAUGCUAAUUUUUAAUGAUGCCUUUACAGAUCCAUUUGGCAGGAGAUCUCGCAACUGCAUUACUGUGUCUAAAGGUCACAAAGCAUCAGUAAAAAUUGCCACGAUUUUUAAAUAUUGCUUUUGCUCUUAACUUUCUAAGGCACUGCAGGGAAUAGAAGUGGCAACAACUAGAAUUCAGGUAUCCCUUUUAGACCAAUAACUGAAGUCUCUGGAUAGUGAAGUCAAAAGAUUGAACCACUUUCUCUUUUGUAAGAUCUGUGAGGUGAGGGAGUGGCAACAAGCAAUUUAAAUUGGAGGAAUUCCCAACUGUCCCCAUGUAAUUGCCUACAGAUACUGCAAAAAGGUUUGCUUUCCCUAAAUGUUCAGUGACUGAAAAGUGAGCAUCAACAAAGAGUCAUUCAAUUAAAUGCUAAAUUUUCUAAGGGCGUACACUCAUUAAAUUCAAUAAGAGCUACUACUUGUAUUUAUAUAGCGCACCUCAUGCAGUGUGGUGUCUCGACGUGCUUUAAUUUCUUAAACACAUUAAGAGUUUUAAGAGUCAGAGGUGGAUUCUGGGGACCCGGAUAUUCUUCUUCGUCAUUAUUUUAAACAUGCUAGGUACGCUUUGGCAUAUUGAAACAGCCAUUUAGAUAUUUGGACAGAUUGGAUAGGCUCUGAAGUACACUCCCGUAAAGUGGACAAAACAUCAUUGCAUGCUGCAGUGUUGUAUCAUUGAUUGAGGGUUACCUGUGAAAUCAGAACAUGGAGAAUAUAAGGAAUUGAUGGACCAGGUGUGGCAACAUUGAAUCUUCAAGAUUUCCCUGAAGAAGCAGAGACUGUGGGAACACAGAAUUAGGAAAUUAUUUCCUUGAGAGAGAUCCAUUCCAUUUCAUCUUUAGGAACUCCUCUGAAUAACUGUGACAGUAAUUUAUCAUUAUCAUGUAUUUACACAGGCUGGUCUUCUCUAUCUGGACCUGCUUUCGGUUUCCAAUUGUUUCUUUUCAAUAAAGAGAACCUAACAGGUUGAACAAA